This is a messenger RNA of Sclerotinia trifoliorum, 2255 nucleotides long. The record is from the annotation of a GenBank genome assembly. NCBI's taxonomy places the organism in Eukaryota, Fungi, Ascomycota, Leotiomycetes, Helotiales, Sclerotiniaceae.
UUAGUUCCAAACAUUAGUAUUAAUAUUAAUGCUAAUGCUAAUGCUAAUGCUAAUGCUAAUGUCACUUCAAUCUUCAACCUCAACCUCAAUCUCAAUCUCAAUCAUUCCAAUCACUCCAAUCAUUUCAAUCAUUUUAAUCAUCCCAAUCAUUUGUUUUUAAUAUCAACAUCAAUAACAUACAUACACACAUACAUACACAUACACAUAUUCACACAUAAAAUAAUAUUGUACACCGUUAUUUCUUCUCCUCUUGUUAAUCACAUCACCUCACCUAAAAAACUGGAACCUUUUCCGUCCGCAUCUUUCUCACCAUCUCACCAUCUCUCCAUCUCUCAUCCCAUCUCCCAUAUUCAUUUCGGGUCACUCACAUCAUCUCACCCGCCACCUUUUGACAUCCCAGCAAUUUAUUUUCGGGGAUUGAAGAAGGAAUUCCCAAUCAGGAAACUGCAAGCAAAGCUCGAGCCAAGUCUGUUCUACAGGUCAGUCUUUCUUUUACAUCUUUCACAGUUACGGUUCAUUUUGCAUUUUGCAUUUUGCAUUUUGCAUUUUACUUGUUACUGCCUACCUAUUCUUGGUAUUCUAACAGCUCACAUAUCUGAUUUCACAGAUCACCCUCUAACUGUACUCUCUCUCCGUGAUAGAUAUAUCGAACAUCCAUCCACCAUUCAAGAAUUCUAUCUUCUCAAGUUCUGGUUUUUGGUCUGGCUCUUCCCUUCAAAUCUCUGGAAUUCACGGAUUGCCAUCUCUCCGCCCUAAAUCGAACACUCAAGAAAAUACAGCCAUAGCAAAUAUGCCGGUUAAUGGCAAGCCCAAUGGGCGAUUUGAACUACCUGCUCUUACAUCCUUUGAUUUCAAUUUGACAGAUGGAACGGAUAUCCCGCCGCCACUUCCAGAUUCUCCAAUAGAAGAAGAGGCAAUUAAAUCGACUACUGCAUCCGCGGCGUCGACACCUGUGUCCGCCCCUCGGACUACUGAUCCCGUUCGAUCCACCUCUACAAGCACGCCUCCCACAUCAGCGUCAGCGUCAGCAAAUGGCAAUUCUGAUUUUGCUCCCCUUACGGCAACGAAAUCUCAUGGUUUCUCCAAUCUUACUACGACAAAAUCCCAUGGCUAUUUCCCACCUAACAUGUCAUCUCUUCGCAACCAUGCCCCUCCCGUUCGCGCAAGAGCCCCUUCAGACGUUGCUGUCCCGAACACUCCCACACGGCCUGAAAAGGAAAGCAGCAUCCGCAAAUUCCUCUCUCGAAAAUCAUUCAACUCAAAUUACACAGGUGGAAAUGCGAAAUCGCAUGAGGAUUUGUCAAAGAUGAUGAGACCAGAGAGUCCAAGUAGUCUCGCGAGCAGCAAACCUAGUUUCGUGAAGAGGAAGAGCGGAAGCUGGUUUAGGAGUUUUGGGAGUAGCAGUAAGAGAAAUAGCGUGGUGUACGUAGACAAGCCCGUGGUGUAUGCUCCCACCCUGCAGCGAACUCCGGAGAUUCAGAAGGAAAAUACCAAGCCGGUGUAUACCAAGCCAGGUCCCCCUCCGCCUAAAUUACCGGAGCUUAACCAGUUGAAGGCGAAGAUUGCGGAUGAUGAUCGUGGUAGUUUGGGCGGCGAUGAGAUGUUCAGAAAUAUUUCGUAGUGAGGGAUUGUACGGGAGAAUCGUGGGAAUACAAAUAGUUCCUUGGGGUAUUGCUAUAUGCUACGGCCCAAAUAAUAGCUGCAAUAUGGGAAGGAGCCAGAAAAGAUUCACAGUCACAACCCUAACCACACGGACCGCGAGAUGGAGCGGCCAGCGAGGUAGAAGGGGGAAGGGGGGAACCAGAUGUACCACGAUCAGGUUCAAGAUGGGGGCCAAAAAACGUUAUUUCAUUUUUUUUUGGUUUGUUUGGCUGGGCGCUCUUCUUUUUAUCAAUGAUAUCUCUGGGUGGUGGUCUUCAAUAGGGUCUUGUUUUACGAUUACAGUAUUAACAAAACAGCAUUUGUAAUGUUGGCUUCAUAUGCCGUGGAAGCUUUUCUUGGGGUACAAAAUAUUCAUAUUUAGCAUUUUUGGAACCAAAUAGUAGCGGAUGCUUGGUCGGAUGGCCUUGUCUUUUUUACUCAUCUAUCAUUCGGUUUACGGAGUUUGUAUAAUUGUGAUAAGGGAGAAGAUUGGGUUUUCCCUAAUCUGUCAAUGAGGACUCUCGACGUAAAUCUUACAUUUGAACUUUUUAACACCGAUUUCUCCAAUAUAUUGAAUACCUAAUAAAGCAUAAACGAUCAAUGUUUCCCAAGGA